This is a messenger RNA of Prorocentrum cordatum, 631 nucleotides long. NCBI's taxonomy places the organism in Eukaryota, Dinophyceae, Prorocentrales, Prorocentraceae. The record is from the annotation of a GenBank genome assembly.
AGGACGGCGUGGGGUUCCUCCGGCACCCGCCGCGACCGGGCCCUGCGCCGGCAGAGGCGGGCGAGCCGGAGAGCACCUUCCAGUUCGACACGGCGCCAUCUGCUGUCCCGGUCGUGAACGGGGAGCACGCGCCGCCCGCGGCGCAGCAGGGCUCCAGCGGGAAGGACGGUCCAGGCCUCUACAUCAUUACCCACAGCCAGACCGGAGUGACGUCGGGCGUGUCCAUAUCUUCGGGAAUUGUUUCCUUCCUGGAGACAGGCGCAGUGGUGAACGUGCUGGAGGUGUCGCAGAGCCCCGCCGAGGGGCGCGUGCGCGGCCGCACCGAGCGCCCGGCAGGCUGGAUCUCGUUGCUGGACACCACGGACGGAUACCGCUGGGCUGACCGACUGGAGGCGCCUCCUCCGCGGGGCGCGGCGGCUUCGCCCCCGAGCCGGACACAGGACAUAAUCCAGAUCGCGAUGACCGAGCUCUCUGAUGGCGUAGGCUGCUCGCUGAGCCCAGACCUGACGGUCGUCGCGGUGGUGAAGGCGGUGGCCAGGCAGUUCGGCUGGCGCCGGGGCGACAAGGUCCUGGCCGUCAACGGGGUCCAGGUGUCGAUGAAGUAUGACUUCAUCGGCGAACUGCAGAAGGC